UUUGAGAGAGUUGGGAACAGAGACAUAAGUGAUUAUAAGGUGUUGGGAAGGCGUGACUUGUUUCUUGACCCCAGCGUGAGAUUGAAGGCAACACACGAGUUACUCUAAAAGGGUUUUAAAAGGAGAAAUAUACUCUUAAUUAGUGUCUGUUCUUUGAUUUUGAAUCAGUAAAAGCUUUAUGCAUUAUGAUGCAGGAUCUUCUACCAAACUAGUGAAACUGCUGACUGAUCUGGACCAACCCAGUUUACACCAAGACUACUUUCUUCUUCAAGCUUUAGUGGAACCGACCUGGUGACUAAUUCUUUUGACCUGUCGUUUAUUUACUGGAAACCAUACGAGUUUUGGGAUUAGCCGGGAUAAGUGAGAGGUGCAUGAUUUAGCAUCAUUAGAGAGUGUUUAGUAGGGUCGUGUUGGUAUAUUAGAGUGUUAAAAGAGAAAGAAACAAGAAAGAGUAAGAAGGGAUCAAGUUUCUUGGUCGGAAGUUUGAAUGGUCUUAAUUCUUUAUUGGUCGUGUCAUCAUCAAAGUUCGUGCACGCCUUAACUUGCCAAAUACUCAUCUUAUUUGUUUUUAUU
Camelina sativa (false flax) is the source of this 573-nucleotide messenger RNA. RefSeq lists its product as uncharacterized. NCBI's taxonomy places the organism in Eukaryota, Viridiplantae, Streptophyta, Magnoliopsida, Brassicales, Brassicaceae. The record is from RefSeq and is a predicted model, not a curated record.